This is a messenger RNA of Marasmius oreades (fairy-ring Marasmius), 2717 nucleotides long. RefSeq lists its product as uncharacterized. Gene Ontology annotation, biological process: protein phosphorylation. The record is from RefSeq and is a predicted model, not a curated record. The coding region runs from base 343 to 2358 and encodes 671 amino acids. NCBI's taxonomy places the organism in Eukaryota, Fungi, Basidiomycota, Agaricomycetes, Agaricales, Marasmiaceae. The transcript has 14 exons. Gene Ontology annotation, molecular function: protein kinase activity; ATP binding.
CGACUGUUCUCGCCUGUCCUCUCUAUCGCGAUUCUCUAGCAGCCUUCAUCUGGAAUUUUUCACAUUCACGAGCAUUUCCCUAUACAGCGCUAAAACUACUUCCUACUACCCCAACACAUUGCCCACUCCGUAUUCUUUUCGGCAUACCGGUGCAUACGAAACGACAACAACGCCUUGCACCGAUGCUUCCGAGAUCAAUCGUCAUGGCUCGGUUCACGUGUUUGCGUCCCAAAGUGCGCAUGUCAGCGGAGCCUGUGCGGACGGUCAACUUCGUUGCCUUCGACAUCUCGCCACGAAUCGCAUAAAUAAGAUUCUGCGAUCGCUUUCAACGCUGGAGAUCAGAUGAAUCUCGAAGCUCUGAGCUUGCGUGUCGCUUCAUGGACGAAUCGAGUUGGCUUCAGGAAGAAGGAAAGGCAUACAAUUGGCGACCUUCAGACGAUAUUAUCCUCUGCUGAAGGUGUCGAUACCUUGUUGACUAUAAAGGAAUCACGCGUGCCUUCAGUCGUAAACUUGCUCCAUACUGAAAUUCAAAGGACUGCUUCAGAACAGCGUUUUCAUGAAUACCGGAAGAACUGUACGAAGUGCCUCCAGACCCUUGUCAAUAAAUACCGCGUCCUACCGGCAUCACUCUUCGUCAAUGACAUCAAGGAAGCUACAUUCACCUCCUCUUUGGGAGGUUAUUCCGACAUAUAUAGAGGAAUUUCUGGAGGUCGAUCCAUUUGUCUCAAGGUGUUGCGGAUUAAUGUCCAAGACGGGCAAAGGUGUGAAGAUGAUCCCAGACGACGAGAUGAUCAGGCUUUCCGCGCGUUCUAUAAAGAGGCUCUACUAUGGACUCAACUAGACCAUCCAAAUCUUCUUCCUUUCUUGGGCGUGAAUAUUACGAAAUUUUCCGGGAGGUUUUGUUUGGUGUCUCCGUGGAGGGUGAAUGGGGAGAUCACAAACUUUCUGCGAGAGAACCCUAAACAUGACCAACUCACAGUGAUUACCGAAAUUGCGGCAGCCAUGUUGUACCUGCAUUCGCUUGAUAUCGUCCACGGCGACAUCAAAGCGGCGAAUGUCCUAGUGGACGACCACGGACAUUGUCAGCUCGGAGACUUCGGCUUAGCUGCACCUGUCGUGACAAACACUUUGAUCACCACCGAUGGUCGGAAAGGCACCAUUCGGUGGAUGGCACCAGAGUUAUGGAAAAGCCACGAUUACGAGGCGACACGGAAGGACAAAAAGGCAAAGUUCGGACGUGAUAUUUACGCAUACGCGAUGACGGUUCUCGAGAUCAUAACGGGCCAAAUUCCUUUUCCCCAUAUUAAACAAGAUGCCGCGGUAAUUUACGCAGUUGGGGUGCUGGGUACUCGGCCAGACCGACCAAACGCAGUCGCUUGGUGUCCUGAUGUCAUUUGGAUGUUGGUUCAACGAUGUUGGGCCAAGGAAACGCACCUUCGACCAAUGGCGGACGAUGUUCACUCCUUUCUAUCGCUUCUUCGAAUUUUGCAUGGACUAGAGCUGCCGUGGAAGCAGGGGAUGCCUCUCGAAUAUUGGGAUAUGAACAAACAACAUCUCAAUCUAUCGGAUAUAUCAACUGCGUUAAUGAGGCGACUGGGAAACGAUGGUCAGAUACCAUCUUCAUUAAUUGAACGACUUUCAAUGGAAGUUGAGGAUUCGAGUGAGGACACUAUGGGAACACUUACCGAGGAGAGCCAUCGGUUCGAAUUCAAAUCCGAGGAUGCAAUGAUGGAUGACAUUCGGGAAUUGCUAUCUGCGGAGACCGCUCUCGACACCUUAUUGGACUUGAAAGCUCCAAGGAUACCUCCGGUGCUCGAUCUCAUUCAAAAUGAAAUACGAAACUCGGAAUUGGACCAUGAAUAUCGCCGGAAAUGCAGCAAGUACCUUCGACUUCUGGUUAAUAAGCACCAUGUUCUGCCUCCUUCGCUAUUUGUGAAGGAGAUCACCAUAAGUGGUCUGCGUGCAUUAGCUGUAGGAGCAAAUUCAGAUAUAUACAGAGGGACGUUUGGGAAUGAAUCGGUAUCCAUAUGCCUAAAGGUCUUGAGGAUACAGGUUGAGGAUGAUGAAGAGCAAACGAAUAGGGAUCUCCUCGAAUUCUACAUGGAGGCCUUACUAUGGACUCAGCUCAGCCAUCCCAAUCUCUUACCUUUCCUUGGGGUGAAUACCACAUUAUUCCCCGGAAGGCUUUGUCUAGUGUCGCCGUGGAUGACGAACGGGGAGAUCACCAGGUUCUUGGAAUUAAACCCAGGCCACGAUAAGCUUAGAGCGGUCGGCACGAGUGCUCACGUACCAGCCUUUAUUGACUCUGACGUAGAUCUCCGAAAUCGCAGCAGGUAUAUUGUACCUGCAUUCGAAUAAUAUCGUACACGGCGACAUCAAGGGGGCGAACGUCCUAGUGGACGAACAAGGGCGAUGCUAUCUCGCCGACUUUAGCUUAGCUGCCAUAGCCUCCAUGACGACCGUCAACUCGCAUAGUUCGACGAUAACAAUAAAUAGUGGGGGGAAGGGUACGAUUCGGUGGAUGGCACCAGAGCUAUUUCAAUUUGAUGGCGGCUCUGAUGAGGAUGCUUCUGAAAGCUUGAAACCACCAAUCGACAUUUACGCCUACGGCUGUACACUUUACGAGAUAAUCGCGGGGAAGGUUCCAUUCGCACGUCUCUCCGACCCUCAAGUAAUGUAUCAGGUCAUGCACAGUGCGCGACCUGCACGACCGACAU